Molecule: messenger RNA, 1503 nt
Organism: Chelonoidis abingdonii (Abingdon island giant tortoise)
Lineage: Eukaryota; Metazoa; Chordata; Testudines; Testudinidae
Source: RefSeq, a predicted model, not a curated record
AGCCAUGCUUGCCAACUCGGCCACGAUGCGGAUCCUCAUCAAGGGGGGGAAGGUGGUGAAUGACGACUGCACCCUGGAGGCUGAUGUCUACAUUGAGAAUGGCAUCAUCCAGCAAGUGGGCCGGGAGCUCAUGAUCCCGGGAGGGGCCAAGGUGAUCGAUGCCACCGGGAAGCUGGUGAUCCCAGGCGGCAUUGACACCAGCACUCACUUCCACCAGACCUUCAUGAACGCCACCUGCGUGGACGACUUCUACCACGGCACCAAGGCUGCUCUGGUCGGAGGGACGACCAUGGUCAUCGGCCACGUGCUGCCUGACAGGGAGACCUCCCUCCUGGACGCCUACGAGAAGUGCCGGAGCCUGGCCGACCCCAAGGUCUGCUGUGACUACGCCCUGCACAUGGGCAUCACCUGGUGGGCCCCCAAGGUGAAGUCUGAGAUGGAGAGCCUGGUGCGGGAGAAGGGGGUGAACUCCUUCCAGAUGUUCAUGACCUACAAGGACGUGUACAUGCUGCGGGACAGCGAGCUCUACCAAGUCUUCCUCACCUGCAAGGACAUUGGCGCCAUUGCCCGGGUGCAUGCUGAGAACGGGGAGCUGGUGGCAGAGGGUGCGAAGGAGGCGCUGGAUUUGGGCAUCACGGGACCAGAGGGAAUCGAGAUCAGCCGACCGGAGGAGCUGGAGGCUGAAGCCACGCACCGUGUGAUCACCAUCGCCAACCGGGGUAACGCUGUGCCCAGGCGGCUGGUGCCAGCCCAUCAGAUGGCUCCCCAGGAUCCGUCUCAGGGUCCCUGUGCCCAGGCGGCUGGUGCUGGCCCGUCAGGCGGCCCCCCAGGGUCCCUGUGCCCAGGGAAGGUAGUGUAUGCAGAGACCACCACGGCGCAUGCCACGCUGACGGGCCUGCACUAUUAUCACCAGGACUGGUCUCACGCUGCCGCCUACGUCACCGUGCCGCCCCUGCGGCUGGACACCAACACCUCCACCUACCUUAUGAGCCUGCUAGCCAACGACACCCUGAAUGUCGUGGCUUCGGACCACCGGCCUUUCACCAGCAAGCAGAAAGCCAUGGGCAAGGAGGACUUCACCAAGAUCCCGCACGGUGUGAGCGGCGUGCAAGACCGCAUGAGCGUCAUCUGGGAGCGGGGUGUGGUCGGGGGGAAGAUGGACGAGAACCGCUUUGUAGCCGUGACCAGCUCAAAUGCAGCCAAGAUCCUCAACCUGUACCCACGGAAGGGCCGCAUCAUCCCUGGGGCCGACGCAGACAUUGUGGUGUGGGACCCUGAAGCCGCCAGGACCAUCUCUGCCAGCACCCAGGUGCAGGGGGGAGACAUCAGCCUGUACGAGAACAUGCGCUGCCACGGGGUGCCGCUGGUCACCAUCAGCCGUGGGCGCGUAGUCUACGAGAACGGCGUUUUCAUGUGCGCUGAGGGCACUGGCAAGUUCUGCCCGCUCCGCUCCUUCCCCGACUCCGUCUACAAGAAACUUGUUCAGCGGGAGAAGGUAGGAGG